UCCGGGGGUCUGCUGCCGUUGUGGUGCAUCCACCACCCCAGAGUCUUACUUCAUAUUUCUUGAGACCAAGUUGAUGGAUUUUCGUCACGCGCUCUCGGCGAGGGUUUUUGGAUUGGCACGCUGGUGGUGAGACAUCGUCCCGAAGCUCUGAAGUAGAUCGUAUGAUCUGGAAAUACAGAGCGCCAGACUUAUUUGUUGACAUGAAGAGUGGAGAGUUUAAGUGGGUUGGUGUUGUUGGGUUGGGCGACGUCGUGCUUGCGUUAUCUGCACUGGGGCGUAUGUACAGCCGUAAUAGAAGCGGUAAAGGGGGAAGCCGGCGUGGAAGGUGGUCCAAUUGGGGCCGCUAUUGGACUGACAUGAACGGAAAUAGUGGGGGAGGGCAGCAGAUCCAGAACCAAGGUGCAGGGCAGUAUAAUCCUGCCCCUCCGAGCGUCUAUGUACCAAAUGCCACCGGGCAGCCUCAGGUGAUGUUGAAUCAACCGACGAUGUUGGCUAUGCCUGUUGUACCAGCGAGUUCGGGUAUGCCAGGCGUGCCAAAUGCAGUAUCGGCACCUCAAUAUCAAGCUCAGCAGCCUGCUACCCAAUGGGUUUUCACUGCUGCAGUGUCCACUGUUGCGGUUUCCACUGCUGCAAUGUCCACUACUGCAGUUUCCACUGCUGCAGUGUCCACUGUUGCGGUUUCCACUGCUGCAAUUUCCAUUGCUGCAGUUUCCACUGCUGCAGUUUCUAUUGAGCCGAGGCAAGAUAACAGUGGCAUCACUCAAGGACAGUUUCUGAAGCGGCAUGUGGUUCCUAGCACAGUUGCCAAGAAUGGAAAAACAGUGACCAUUGAAGAUUUACAUGUCGGACAAGAAGUUACUAUGUAUGGACGAACGUUCCACAUCUGCUCAUGCGAUCCAUUCACAAGGCGUUUCCUGUUGAGAUCAGGAAUUCCUGUUGCUGAUGAUGAACCUUUACCAGAUGAGCCUAUCGAACACUAUCGGGCUCGUCAAAAGAGAAUCCCAAUUAGGCACAAGCGAGAUUUCAAGACGAUGCAGUUCCUAAAGCAUGAUGGGAAGGUUCUUCGAUUCUUUUGCAUCUGGGAUGAUCGUGGCAGCGUUUAUGGUGACAGACGGCCUUAUGUUUUGCACUACUACCUCGCUGAUGACACCAUCGAAAUUUUGGAGGUGGCAGAAAGAAACAAUGGCAGGGAUCCAUUCCCGCUGCUACUUAGGAGAGGGCGCCUGCCUCGUGAGACUCCAGAAAAUUUACUCGGUCGUCACGCGUUUUUGACCUCAAUGCCGGACUCUGCAUUCUACCAUGAGAAGGAUUUACGGAUUGGCAGUUUCAUUAGGGUGUACGAUCGGGAUCUACUCCUCCACGAUUGUGACGAGUACACAUACCAGCACUACAGGACAAAAUGGGGGCUUACCGAUGAGGAUCUUAUGCCAGUGGACAUCCAAGAACCUCCUCCUGUGCUGCCACAAAAUAUGAUCCCUCCACAUAAUGGCUUUGGACAAGAAAAGGAUGCGCUCCAGAACUGCAUUUCACUUAUUCCCAAACCCCUUAGGAAGGAUUUCAACAAGCUGAUGACCAAUGAUGGAAAGGAAAUGUGCUUCUCUGCACAUCUGGUUGAGGACGACGAGCACAAGCUUGCAGCUGCGGAUCAUGGUCGGCGGUUCAUCAUUACGUACUAUUUAGUUGACGACACAGUCCAGAUCUAUGAGCCUGCAAUUCGGAACUCAGGCAUCGUUGGCGGCAGGUUCUUAUCACGAUAUGCCACAGCUCCAAAGAACGACCUAAGUGGAGAUGAUUACCAGCCAGAGGAUUUGUUUGUUGGACAGCUUCUAUACAUGUAUAACAGGGUAUUCCGGCUGGAAGAGGCUGAUGAGUGGACCUACAAGUACAUGGAGCUACAUCCACGUCGCUUCCCCUACUCCCACUAUGGAAUAGUUAUGAACAAAAUAUCGGAGUUCCUGGCGAGCCACUAUUCCACCGCAGAAGGUCAAGAACAGGCACGAAAAAUAUUCAUUGAAGCUGAUUGUGAGGGUACAGGUCACUUGUCAGUGACAGAGGCACAUGCUGCUUUCCUGGAGCUCGGCCUGUGCCUAGCCGAGCAGGAGGUUGUCACGCUUAUGCGCAUGCUUGGUGUCAACGAAGAGAAGAAAGUUUCCUUGGAAAACCUUUUCACAAGCAUGGGAUUUCACUGAGGCCCAACUCAACCCAAUACCGAGCUCUUGUUAUCCAUCACCCAGUUUUGUCUCAUUUCAUUUUGUGGCCAAUCUGGUUUGCUUUUGGCCGCCAUUAUCCGGCAUGGGUCCACCUGUGCAUGUGGUCUUUUUUCACACAAUUUUCCCAACUGAUUGAUCAUCUUACUUAUUGUGUCCCAGCAAUGACUGUCACCAAGGGAAUCGCUAUCGACAUCCAUAUCGAUAUAAUUAGAAUCAUAUUGACAUCCAGAGCUGCAUCACAUCCACAUCACUCAUAUCAUGCGCAUCAAAUGAUCUGCAUCAUAAUAUCAUAUCCUUCUCAUUCAUACCCACAUCUCACAUUCCAAAUGACGUGCCCACCGUCAUCUUCGUCAUCUGUAAAGUGAAGGAAAACAAAACUUCCCGUGCCUG
Molecule: messenger RNA, 2600 nt
Organism: Chara braunii
Lineage: Eukaryota; Viridiplantae; Streptophyta; Charophyceae; Charales; Characeae
Source: the annotation of a GenBank genome assembly